AUGACAGCUUGUCUUGCAUCUGUCGGUAAACUAGCCGACCCUGCGAUACCAGCAAUAGGGCCUGCUCUGCCGCAAGCUUUGCCAGCCGUGAGUGUUGGGAAGCCAGUCGGUUUCAAUUUAAACACGCUUGUUGACGAUUACCAACGCCACGUGAAAGCUUUGGGAAAGCUAGGAGAACCUGUUGCGUCGUGGAAUACACCGUUAGUAUACAUUCUUACGAGUAAACUUGAUCCCGCCACUGUUCGCGCUUGGGAGCAGGAAACCCGCCAGAAGGAUGAUGUCACUUACGAAGAACUUGUUGACUUUCUCGUGCAGCAUGUACGAAUGCUUAAAUCUGUGUCGAGUGAUUUGCAGCACCGUUCACAACCAGCUACUGUCAAGGUGGCCGGAUUUGUUCCGAAGAAACCCUAUCAUGGUAAAUUCGUAGCCAACGCUGCUACAUCCGACACCAAAGUUAACAACCCUCAAUGCCCGGCUUGCCCCGAAAGACAUCUUCUGUAUCAAUGCCCAAGGUUCACCAAGCUCUCUGUUUCUGAACGUCGAGAACUAGUUAGUCAGCGAAGCCUGUGUUGGAAUUGCUUUCGUACGAACCAUCAAGCGCGAGCUUGUAAAUCCAAGUUUUCAUGCAGAACCUGCCAUGCAAAACAUCACUCGCUGUUGCACGACCAAGUUGCACCAUCUAAAAUAUCGACGACACCUGCUGUUACAACCGAACACAAUGCAAAGCAACCUACCGCGACCACGUCAGCGAACGUAAGAAGUUCUGAAUCUGCAAAUCCACCCGAAAUUAGUCUCUCCAUCCAAUCAAACCACAGCAUGGUGUUACUAGAGACGGUUGCUAUUCACGUAGUUGAUAAAUAUGGAAAGUUAACACCAGUCAGAGCUCUCCUCGAUUCCGGAUCGAUGUCUAAUUUUAUCACCAAGAAGUUAGCCAACGCCCUCGCCAUCCGCCCCCGCACAGUAGACGUCGCUGUAGCCGGAAUAGGUGAUUCGGUUAAGCAAAUAAAACGCCAAAUAUCAGCUACAAUCAAAUCAAGAACGAACAAAUUUUCCACUACCCUCGAGUUCCUCGUAAUGAAGAAACCUACUGCCAAUUUGCCAACGAUACCGCUUAGCACAACCUCAUGGAAAAUUCCGAAGAUCCAACUCGCGGAUCCAUAUUUUAACGAACCGGGACUAAUCGACAUCAUCAUCGGUGGUGAAUGCUAUCACGAAAUUCACACUGGGAAGCGCAUACCAAUCGGCAGUGGUCUGCCGCUGCUUAUUGAAACAGUCUUUGGGUGGACAGUUUCUGGAAAGGUACCCAUCAAAUCAGCCUAUGCUCCACCCACCUGCUACAUUUCGAAUGUCGAUAGAUCGUUGGAUACCGCUCUCCAACGAUUCUGGGAGCUAGAAUCGGUACAUCAAGGUCCGUUAUAUUCCGCUGAAGAAAGAAGAUGUGAAGAAAUUUAUGCUAGCACCACCACUCGAACUCAAUCCGGGAGGUUCGUCGUUCGCCUUCCUCGGUCUGAAGAUCCGCAAGUCACCCUUGGCGAUUCGCGCGCGAUUGCCAUUCGCCGAUUUUAUAGCCUCGAAAGACGCCUCGAAAGAGAUGCCACUGUCAGAACCGCCUACCUCAAGUUUAUGGAGGAAUAUGCCAGCCUCCACCAUAUGCGAAAAAUCGAUCCAGUACCCGACAAUAAGCCUCACUGUUAUUUGGCACAUCAUCCAGUGUUCAAAGAGUCGAGCACUACCACAAAGGUACGCGUGGUGUUCGACGCCUCCUGCAAGACAAGUUCUGGAUUUUCGCUGAAUAAUACACUACUAGUUGGACCAGUAGUUCCACGCUGUAGCCCUUGUCGCUGA
Messenger RNA from Wyeomyia smithii (pitcher-plant mosquito), 1845 nucleotides. RefSeq lists its product as uncharacterized. Lineage: Eukaryota; Metazoa; Arthropoda; Insecta; Diptera; Culicidae. The transcript is spliced from 2 exons. The record is from RefSeq and is a predicted model, not a curated record. Bases 1 to 1845 code for a protein of 614 amino acids.